AUGGAUCCGACUGAAGGCAUUCCAAAAGGGUGGACAAAUGACCCCCAGUUCUUUGAAGGGUUUUUCGACUAUGACUCUGCGGAGGCCCACCUGGCCCGACGCCAUGGGAUAAAUGAUCCUAAACUUCUGUUGAUGACGACCCCCGAUACUGGGGAUAUGGGAUACAUAAUCACAUCAGGUGGCCGUUUUUACUGGGGUGAUCUGAUGAUUGAUCACAUCGCCGAGAUCACCAAGCCCAGGACCUGGCCGGAAAUUCUGCGCACUCUUGCGAUGAAGGGGGACAAGGGUCUGAGGAAGAAGUUUGUUCAGCGGGUGGUUGUAGAAGAGGAGCCCUGGGAGGAGGAAAUGAUGGUUGAAGGGCAAGGCCUGUCCGUUCCUUCCGGUUCAAACGUUCCUUCCACUUCGGAGAAGUGA
Aspergillus udagawae is the source of this 414-nucleotide messenger RNA. RefSeq lists its product as uncharacterized. The transcript is spliced from 2 exons. The record is from RefSeq and is a predicted model, not a curated record. The coding region runs from base 1 to 414 and encodes 137 amino acids. Lineage: Eukaryota; Fungi; Ascomycota; Eurotiomycetes; Eurotiales; Aspergillaceae.